Lodderomyces theae is the source of this 561-nucleotide messenger RNA. RefSeq lists its product as uncharacterized. Lineage: Eukaryota; Fungi; Ascomycota; Pichiomycetes; Serinales; Debaryomycetaceae. The coding region runs from base 1 to 561 and encodes 186 amino acids. The record is from RefSeq and is a predicted model, not a curated record. The transcript has a single exon.
AUGACCAAGCACGAAGAAUCAUUAAUUCAAGAAGCCGAGGAUGCUGACCCUUCAAUUGCAAAACUUCCUCCUCACAAAGUCGACAAAGUCGACUUGGAAGAAGACAAAAUAAGGGGUCAAGCUGCAGAGGAAGAAGAACCAGCCCCAGCCCCAGCCGUGGACCAAAAAUUUCAGGAAGAAGAAAAAGAAGUUAGUGAAUGGAACACCAAACACGGCUUCAAGGAUCCCAAGGAGUCAUUGCUUCAAGAAGCCGAAGAUGCCGAUUCAAACAUCGCCAAAUUGCCAGCUCACAAAGUUGACAAAGCCGAAUUGAAGGAGGAUGAAACUCCUAAUCCUGAAGCUGAUGACAUUGAACAGGAGGAAGUUAAUGAUGACAAGUUGAAACAAGAGGAGGAAACAGUUACCAAAUGGAAUAAAGAGCAUGGAUUCACAGAUAAUAAGGAAUCUCUCCUUCAAGAGGCUGAAGAUUCCGAUCCAGCUAUUGCAAAGUUGCCUGCUCACAAGGUGAAGGAGGAGGAGCUUGCUGAAGAGCUUGGAAAGGAUGAGAAGCCUGAAGCGUAG